GGCUUGCGAGCGCGGAUGCUUUGCGGCGAAAAGAGCGCUUCAAGGCCGCUGGGGGCGCUGCGGCAGCUUCCCGCGACAGACCUUGCCGGGGCCUUGCGGUGCGAGGAGGAGCAGCCGCGGCCGCGGAGCUGCUUCCAGCCGACGGGGAGGUCUUGGAACUCCUGCGCGGCGAAGGGUCCCGAGUUCGCCAUGUGGGGCGUUCGAAGCGCGGCCGCUGCAGCCUUUGCCAGCAGCCGAGCGACUCCGCCUCCCGGGACGGCAGCCUGGUGGUGGCGGCCUCAGGACGGCGGCCUCGGCCUGCCUCCGCUGGGCUGCCCCGGCUGCCGGGCUCUGCGCUGCUCCGCCGCCCUCUGCGGCUCCAGGAACCAGCUCAAGAAGUUCCUCUCUAAAAAGAAGAAGAAGUUUUGGUAUGAUAGUCCUGCACUGGGCUCUUCCCUGGCACACAAGCCAUCCAACUUGGCAAGUAUAUUAAAGCUUUGUCCACCAAAAGUGAAGACAGAAGACAGCAUACGUAAAAGAGCCCUAAAUGUUCUUCUGCUUAAAGCUGUGAGAGAUGUCUUGAGUACCUUUGAGGCUGGCCAAGAAGUUUAUGACCUCAACGUGGAACUGUCUAAGGCGUCCCUCACAUCAGAUUUUUCAGUAUGUCGUAUCUACUGGAAGACUACUGGCAGUGUGGAACAUGAUGACUACAUUGAGAAGGUUCUACAGAAGAGUGGUCCACGUAUAAGACACCUUCUGAUUUCACAUCAGGUCCUAGGAACUGUUCCUUCAUUAGUGUUUGUCAGAGACAAAGAAGAUGCUGCUAUAAGAGAGAUUGAGAAGUUAUUGGCAACUGCUGAUUUUGGGCCUGAAGAAGAAGGAAAGGAAUCGGUUCAAAAUGAUUUCAGUGAACAACGAUACACCAGAGCCACCACAUACCUGGACUCGUCCCUUUCCUGCAUGCGUGAUAAUCUGUUUGGAAUUGAUCAUGAUGCAUUAAAUAAGCAAAUAAUUGAAUACAAAAAAAUGACUAAGGACAAGGAAAUAGAAGGAGUUGGAUUGUCAGAGCAGCAGAAGCAACAGCUGGCUGAGAUACAAAAGCGCAAGAAAGUGAGAUGGAAGAAAGCCAAGAAACCUUUUGAUGAUGGAAUUACACCUCAGAAAUACCUAAUGGACAAAUACAGUGAAGAUGAUUGGGACAGUGACACUGCGUCCUCACAUGAACUGGAAAAUGAACUGGAGGAUGAAUUGCAGGAAAUGGAAGAUAGAUUGGAAGUAGAUAACAGUACCACCGAGCACAAGUAAACUUGUAAAACAAAACUAUGGCUUACCUGAGAGCAAACCCCAUUAACCUCAGUCGAAUUUAUUUCUAAGUAGUUAUAUACACGAGGUGUUUAAAAUAAGGAUUUUGCUUUUCACCAUUAAACCAGCAUACUGUAUAGCGGAGGAAAACCAUAAGUUUUCAUAGAAUAGUUUAUUUUAAAAAAACCUUGUUUCAAACUGUUUUUAUUAAACAAUUGGACAAUUCUU
Podarcis muralis (Common wall lizard) is the source of this 1509-nucleotide messenger RNA. It is a transcript of the gene RBFA, whose product is annotated as ribosome binding factor A. The record is from RefSeq and is a predicted model, not a curated record. NCBI's taxonomy places the organism in Eukaryota, Metazoa, Chordata, Lepidosauria, Squamata, Lacertidae. Gene Ontology annotation, biological process: rRNA processing.